ACGUAUAACAGCGAUGAAAAGCAUUCCUUGCGGAACAUUUUGUUCGGUCACCGUUGGUUGUCGGACACAUUUCAAAGUAGGACCAAACUCGUUUCCGUUCGCUGUCAAGUGUAGAGACGAGGCAGCGAGUUUUACCAUUUUUGACCCUCGGCGCUAGAUCUGAGUUUUGUGACCAGACAUCAUGACACUUUUUCACUUUGGAAACUGCUUUGCCUUGGCCUACUUUCCAUACUUUAUAACAUACAAAUGCAGUGGCCUCUCAGAGUAUAACGCCUUCUGGAGAUGCGUCCAAGCUGGUGCAACUUACUUGUUUGUCCAACUCUGCAAAAUGCUUUUUCUUGCUACAUUUUUUCCUACUUGGGAAGGAGGAGCAGGAGUUUAUGACUUUGUCGGGGAGUUCAUGAAGGCAACAGUCGACCUGGCAGACUUGUUGGGUCUCCAUCUGGUAAUGUCCCGCAAUGCCGGAAAAGGAGAGUACAAGAUCAUGGUGGCUGCCAUGGGCUGGGCAACGGCAGAACUUGUGAUGUCAAGGUGUCUUCCACUUUGGGUCGGAGCCAGAGGGAUUGAGUUUGACUGGAAGUACAUCCAGAUGAGUUUUGACUCUAACAUAAGUUUGGUCCAUUACAUUACCAUGGCAGCUGCAGUGUGGAUGUUUACACGCUAUGAUCUUCCAAAGAGCUUCCGGCUGCCUGUCACGGUGCUGGUGGCUCUAUGUGUCUACAAGGCCUUUUUAAUGGAGUUGUUCGUCCACGUUUUCCUGCUGGGCAGCUGGACGGUGCUGCUGGUGAAGGCCGUGCUGACGGGUGCCAUCUCUCUCGCCUCGCUGUUCCUCUUCGUCAAUCUGGUUCACAGCAUCUAAACGGUACCUCAGAAGAUCUGGACAUCGAGUUAGAAGCUGACCCCUGAUGUCUGUUUCUGUAACACUAUUGGAUUUGGAAGAAGUUUUGGAAACAAAAAACGGUGAUCUGACUACAACAAACCUGCAGCAGGUGUUUGCUUCUGUGAUCAGGUUUUUGUUUUCUUUGAUUGAAGAUGCUGGAGAAACAACACCAGACAGUUUCCGCUGUACAAUUGUGUUUGUUUGAUGAUAAUGUGAAUUUUGUAUCCAAGCAAAUACAAGCAAAUUUAAAACAUUCUUCUGUCGUAGCGUUCAGUUUACUAAAAUCAACUAAUUUUAUCUGACGAUCAAUUUUUUUCCCACAAAAUUACAUCAAUUUAUUUAUAUUUAAAUACAAAUAAGACUGAGUGAUUUAUGGUUUUAGGACUAACUGCUGGUUCACUUCCAUUUCUUUGUAACUUAAAAAAAAAACUCAGGCUGGCUGUACUGUAAAAGAACUGAAGUCCAGUUGGCAUCUUAACUUCUUCAUGUUGACUUAAACUUCUGUUUUUAUACCCAAAUAAACAUCAGCGUUUUGACUAAUGUGUCUG
This is a messenger RNA of Oryzias melastigma (Indian medaka), 1428 nucleotides long. It is a transcript of the gene tmem147, whose product is annotated as transmembrane protein 147. The record is from RefSeq and is a predicted model, not a curated record. The transcript has 8 exons. NCBI's taxonomy places the organism in Eukaryota, Metazoa, Chordata, Actinopteri, Beloniformes, Adrianichthyidae. The coding region runs from base 182 to 859 and encodes 225 amino acids.